Messenger RNA from Sturnus vulgaris (Common starling), 1489 nucleotides. RefSeq names its product ST8 alpha-N-acetyl-neuraminide alpha-2,8-sialyltransferase 1 (gene ST8SIA1). The record is from RefSeq and is a predicted model, not a curated record. Gene Ontology annotation, molecular function: alpha-N-acetylneuraminate alpha-2,8-sialyltransferase activity. Gene Ontology annotation, biological process: N-glycan processing; oligosaccharide metabolic process. Lineage: Eukaryota; Metazoa; Chordata; Aves; Passeriformes; Sturnidae.
GGAUGGCGGGGCUGGUGUGGAAGUGGCCGCGUACCCGCCUGCCCGUGGGCGCCAGCGCCCUGGGCGUCUUCGUGCUCUGCUGGCUCUACGUGUUCCCCGUGUACCGGCUGCCCGACGAGAAGGAAAUCGUGCAGGGCGUGCUGCUGCAGCAGGGCAAGGCGUGGAGGAGGAACCAGACUGCGGUCGCCCUGUUCAGGAAGCUGCUGGAAGAAUGCUGUGACCCUGGGCAGCUCUUUGCUAUGACAAAGAUGAAUUCCCCUAUGGGAAAGAACCUCUGGUUUGACGGGGAAUUUUUAUAUUCUGUCACAAUUGACAAUGCAACUUACUCUCUCUUCCCACAGGCUACUCCCUUCCAGCUGCCACUGAAGAAAUGUUCCGUGGUGGGAAACGGUGGGAUCCUGAAAAAGAGUGGCUGCGGCAAACAAAUAGAUCAAGCAGAUUUUGUCAUGCGGUGUAACCUUCCUCCUCUAUCCAGUGAAUACAGCAAGGACGUUGGAUCCAAAACCCAACUGGUGACUGCAAAUCCCAGUAUAAUUCAGAAAAGGUUCCAGAACCUUCUGUGGUCCCGAAAAGCCUUUGUGGACAGCGUGAAGGUCUAUAACCACAGCUACAUCUACAUGCCAGCCUUCUCCAUGAAAACAGGGACAGGACCCUCCCUCCGUGUCUACUACACCCUGGAGGAUUUUGGGGCCAAGCAGGCGGUCCUUUUUGCCAACCCAAACUUCCUGCGGGACAUCGGCAAGUUCUGGAAGAGCAAAGGGAUUCACGCCAAGCGCCUUUCCACGGGGCUUUUCCUGGUCAGCGCCGCCCUGGGGCUGUGUGAGGAAGUGACAAUUUAUGGCUUCUGGCCGUUCUCGGUGGACCUGCACGGAAAGUUUAUCAGCCACCACUACUAUGACAAUGUCCUGCCUGACUCCGGAUUCCACGCCAUGCCGGAGGAAUUUCUACAGCUUUGGUUCCUCCAUAAAAGUGGUGUACUGAGGAUGCAGCUAGAACCAUGUGAGGACCCUCUAAUCCAGCCUUCAGCCUGAGGAUCGUAGGAGUCAGUUUGGGAGAUCCAAUAGUUUUUAAUUUCCAUGCUCUCCAACAGAGAGUUCUGUUUUAUGUUGGUUGUUCUUAAAGGGAUCUGCAUGGACCGUAAAAAUGCUGCUCGAAGGCCGAAUGGAAUAUGUCCUUAUUGUUUAGUGCUUUAUGGAACUGGGAGGGGAUGAAAUGUAUCUCUCCAUCAAGUCCAUUCAGCAGCAGUGGGAAAACGUCAGAAGCAGCACAGCUGAACUUUCCAGGGACGUUUUUAAGUGACAAGUAUAAAAAGGGCAUUAAGGCUCAGAGAGUCACCGGGCCACUCAUAAGCUUUUGCUGACAGUGCCAAAUAUGACUAUCUGUUCCAAAUUCCAUUUCAUUCCAGAUCAGCACCCUGUAGAACUUUACUUUUUCCUUGCUUUUUUCCUCUGUUUGUGUGUGUGUGUGUGUGUGUGUGUAGGACAACAUA